Molecule: messenger RNA, 3038 nt
Organism: Heterobilharzia americana
Lineage: Eukaryota; Metazoa; Platyhelminthes; Trematoda; Strigeidida; Schistosomatidae
Source: the annotation of a GenBank genome assembly
ACACUUUUAAUUUAACGUGGACUCACCCUCCGGAAAAUCUUCCUUUCGAAAGGAAUCUUGUCUGUCCUUCACUCAGAUCAAAGCGACUACUUGUUUAGUUACUUUAAAUGUUCUUAAAGAGUUGAUUUGGUGGGUCACGAUUCUUACCCGCGAUCUAUGUCGUUCGUUGGCAGACGAACAAGUGUUGGUCGGUUUGCUAGGGACAGCUUAGUCAGUAAUGACUUAGUGCAAUCAAUAAACCUUGAAGUGUAUCAAAGCAAGUAUGUUUUCGAAAUCGCUUGGGAAGUAGUCAAUAAAGUUGGUGGAAUAUAUACUGUUAUCCGAACCAAAGCUGCGUCAACAGUUGAAGAACUUGGUGACCGUUAUGUGCUUAUAGGGCCGCUUAAUGAAGUGUGUAUGAGAACAGAGGUUGACGUUGCUGAACCAACUAAUGAGGCUUUGAAACGAACACUUGAAGCAAUGCGGGAACAUGACAUAAAGAUUGUUUUUGGUCGAUGGCUUAUCGAGGGUUAUCCCAACGUCGUCUUGUUUGAUAUAGGAUCUUCUGCUUGGCGGAUCGAUUCAUGGAAAAAGGAGCUAUGGGAAUCAUGUAACAUUGGUGUACCAGUUCAUGAUAGUGAAUGUAAUGAUGCUGUCAUUUUUGGUGGACUUGUUGCCUGGUUUCUGAAAGAAUUUGCUGAAAAUGUCCAGGAAUUGGAAACAGAUCCUCAACCACCGAUUAUCGCACAUUUCCACGAAUGGUUGACAAGCGUUGGCCUAAUAUUUACACGUACACGUCAUCUGCCGGUUGCUACAGUGUUCACGACACAUGCAACACUUUUGGGUCGUUACUUGUGUGCAUCUUCUGUAGACUUAUAUAACCAUCUUCCAAAGUUUGAUCUCGAUAAGGAAGCUGGUGACCGUAAUAUUUACCAUCGUUAUUGUCUUGAACGUGCUGGUGUUCAUUGUGCACAUAUAUUUACAACCGUGAGUAAAAUAACUGGUCUGGAAAGUAAAUAUCUUUUACGAAGAGAACCAGAUGUUAUCACUCCAAAUGGUCUGAAUGUGAUUAAAUUUGCUGCUCUUCAUGAAUUCCAAAAUCGUCAUGCAUUAGCAAAAGAAAAAUUGAAUCAGUUCAUUCAAGGACAUUUCUAUGGACAUUAUGAUUUCGAUUUGGACAAAACACUAUACUUUUUUAUUGCUGGACGUUAUGAAUUUCAAAACAAGGGUGCUGAUAUAUUUAUUGAGUCACUGGCUCGUCUUAAUCAUCACUUAAAGCAAGCUCAAGUUGAUGUCACUGUUGUGGCUUUUCUCAUCUUUCCUGCGCACACAAAUAGCUUCAAUGUUGAUUCUUUUCGUGCACAAGCUAUAGUAAAGCAAUUGCGUGAAACAGUGAAUUCAAUUCAAUGUGAAAUGGGACAUCGUUUAUUCGAAGUUUGUUUACGUGGACGUAUUCCCCAAGGAUCAGAUCUACUAACUCAGGGUGAUAUAUACCGUCUUAAACGUUGUAUAUACGCUACACAGAGAAAUAAUUUACCUCCCAUUUGUACACAUAAUGUUGUUCAAGAUAAUAUUGAUUUAGUUCUGUGUAAUUUACGUCGAUGUCAGUUAUUUAACGAUCGUCAUGAUCGUGUUAAGGUAAUUUUCCAUCCUGAAUUCUUGAGUUCCACUAAUCCAUUAUUGCCAAUGGAUUAUGAAGAGUUUGUACGAGGUUGUCAUUUAGGUGUAUUUCCUUCUUACUAUGAACCAUGGGGUUAUACACCAGCUGAAUGUACCGUAAUGGGUAUUCCUUCUGUAACUACAAAUCUUUCUGGAUUUGGUUGCUUCAUCGAAGAACACGUAGAAGAUCCUAAAUCUUACGGAAUAUACAUUGUUGAUCGUCGUUAUCAAAGUUGUGAAGAAAGUAUUCAACAGUUAACUAAGGUAUUUUCAUAGAAAUCUAUGUGUUAAUGCCAGUACUUGAUCGAAUUCUGUCAGUAUUCCCGACGCCAACGUAUUGUUUUACGAAAUCGUACUGAACGAUUAAGUGAACUAUUAGAUUGGAAAAACCUUUCAUCGUACUACAGACGUGCUCGUUUAUUGGCGUUAAAGAAUUUUGCACCUGAACUUUUCACAUCUAAUAAUAAUGAUGAUGCUUUAUCUGCUCGUAGUUUCCAUGUUAGUCGACCAUAUUCAGCUCCUGCAUCUCCAUCAGUAUCUGGUCAGUCUACUCCAUUGCCAAGUGUCGGUGCAUACAGUUCUGAUCGUAGCAGUCCUACAUCUCAUUUGGAUGCUGAUGAAGUGGAUGAUGAUUCAGAACGAAUAGAACUAGGUCUUAGAACAAUAGACUUAAAUGAUGGUGUCCCAGCAUGAAAAUAACAUUAUCUUGUUAAUUGGAUACACUUCCAAAAUGUACUUAUUUUUGUUUCAUCUUCGAUAUUUUAUCUUUUAUUUGUAGAGUUUACUGAUUUAGUACUUGUGUCAUUACAUACAACCUAUAUUCAUUUCCUCUUAUUUCACUUAAUUUUCUUUUCAUGAUGCCUAAGUUUAUUUCAUAUUUUUAAUAUGUCAUUGCAUAGCCGAAGGUGACUAUCAUCACUAAUCCUUUUUGUUUUCCUCGUAUAGCUGUGUUAUUGAUAAUUGAAGUGUUAAAUAAUAUCUGUUUACUGAUUUUUGCAUGUAAAAUUGUUUAUUCUCCUUUACAUAUAUUAUCACUGUCAUUAUUAUCAUGGUCAUUUUUGAUCAUUUUGCCAACCUAGUCGUGAUUUUGAAUUGUUUUUCUUUGGGAUCAUCUAUUUUUUUGUUUUCCUAAUUUUAACAUCUUUUCCUGUCUCCUUUUUUUGUGUUGACCAUGAAAAGAACUGCGUAUACACAAUAGUUCUGUUUGUAUUACUCUCUUAGUGAACUAUCGUAUUUCUUUGACUUGCCAUUGAAAAGACUGUCUUCCUUUUUUAUGGGAUUUUUUUUUGUUUUGCAUGACUUUUUCUAGGUGAUCAUUACUUUGAAAUACACUCCAUCAUUAAUGUAAUUGUACUCCUUUCAUAUAGUUUAUAUGUGGAAAUAAUCAACAUUUAGUAAGU